ACCCGCCAACUGACUGGGACUGCUGUGUGCUGGGUUGGUUCAGACGACUUCAAGAACCAUGCUGCCGGUCUCCGACCACCUCACCGCUGCUCUGAGUGGGCUCCCCCUGACCCUCUCACCCGUCACCGUCGCCUGCGCCGUUGCACUCUCGUAUUUGCUCGCUCUGGCCGUCUACCGUCUCUACCUGCACCCGCUGGCCAAAUUCCCCGGUCCUAAGCUCGCUGCCCUCACUUCGUGGUAUGAGGCCUACUACGAGAUUGUCCUCAAAGGCCAGUACUCGCGCAAAAUCACUGACCUGCAUGACAAAUAUGGACCCAUCAUCCGCGUCACCCCCCAUGAGCUCCAUAUCAGAGACAGCCGAUUCUUCGACCAGUUCUAUGCAAAGAACCAGAGGCUCGACAAGGAGGGAUGGGACAAGCGCUUCGGCAGUCCCCAUGGCCUCAUCGCCACCGUCAAGGCCGACCACCACAAGCGCAGACGUGCCGCCAUCAAUCCCAUGUUCUCCCGCCGCUCCAUUUUGAGCUUCAUCCACAUCAUCUACCGCCACGUCGAAACCCUUUCGGCUCGCAUGCAGGAAUUCGAGGCCCGCAAGGAGCCCUUGAAUCUGUCUCUGGCAUUUCCCGCCCUCACCGGCGACAUCAUCAUGGACUACUUCUUCGGCUUCAACUAUGGGCAGCUCGAGCAUCCCGAGUUUGCUUCCUUUCAUGACGCGUUCAUGAAGAUUGGCGCUACAGGCCAUAUUGCCACCCAGUUCCCUUCCAUCUUCCCGAUCAUGAACUCAAUUCCAGACUUCAUCACCGAGUGGAUCCAACCGGCCGCCAAGCCCUUGCUGCAGUUCAAACGGGACCAAUGGGCUCUGAUUGGGCGCACUCUAAAAGGCGAGGAUAUCAAGACAAAUGACGCGCAACGGACCAUUUUCCAAGAAAUCCUCGACAGCAAACUGCCCCCUGAAGACAAGACCCAUCAACGCCUGGCCGAUGAAGCCCAAGUCGUCGUUGGAGGUGGGGUCGAGACAACCGCCUUUGCUCUUACCAUUGCCUGCUUUCACAUCAUCAACAAUCCGCGCAUCUACGAGCGGCUGCACAAGGACCUCGUCGCCGCCUUCCCCAACCGCGCCGACCUCGACCUCGUCAAGCUCGAGUCACUGCCCUACUUCAAGGCCUGCAUCCAGGAGGCCGUCCGCCUGUCGUAUGGCCUGUCGGCUCGCAACCCGCGCACCUACGACAAGCCGCUUCAGUACAAGCAAUGGGUCAUCCCACCCAAGACGAUUGUGGCCAUGACUAUUCCCGAGGUUUCGCACGACGAAGACAUCUUCCCGGAUAGUUAUAGCUAUAUCCCCGAGCGGUGGUUGAAUGACCCCAAGACGAGCGAUGGGCUCCCCCUGGAGCACUUUUUGGUCAGCUUUGGGAAGGGGAGCAGGAGCUGUUUGGGCAUCAAUCUGGCGUGGGUGGAGCUGUACCUCACGCUGGGGAUGAUGUUCCGCCGCUACAAGUUUGAGCUGUUCGAGGCCGACGAGAGCGAUGUACGCGUUGCCCACGACUUUUUCAUUCCCGUGCCGAGGCUGGAUUCAAAGGGUGUGAGGGUUUUUGUCACGUCGACGCGUGAUUGACCGCGGGGACGAGAGAGUACAGGAAGAAACAUGUUGUUCGCAGAUUCGACGCAUGAUUGUAGAUGUCUUGGAUUGGUUGACUGUUGGUGGGAUCUAAUGUUUACGAGGUUCGGGAGAAGCUGUUAUUCAACGUGAAGAGAAAAAAAUGGGUAAGAUAGCUGAAUACCAGCAUCGCACUUUUGCGUCGGGGGCCAGAGACUUCCA
Molecule: messenger RNA, 1813 nt
Organism: Westerdykella ornata
Lineage: Eukaryota; Fungi; Ascomycota; Dothideomycetes; Pleosporales; Sporormiaceae
Product: cytochrome P450
Exons: 6
Coding region: 59-1609 (516 amino acids)
Molecular function (GO): heme binding; iron ion binding; oxidoreductase activity, acting on paired donors, with incorporation or reduction of molecular oxygen
Source: RefSeq, a predicted model, not a curated record